Messenger RNA from Puccinia graminis f. sp. tritici CRL 75-36-700-3, 300 nucleotides. RefSeq lists its product as uncharacterized. Lineage: Eukaryota; Fungi; Basidiomycota; Pucciniomycetes; Pucciniales; Pucciniaceae. The record is from RefSeq and is a predicted model, not a curated record. Gene Ontology annotation, molecular function: zinc ion binding; nucleic acid binding. Bases 1 to 300 code for a protein of 99 amino acids. The transcript has 2 exons.
AUGUCCCUUGACAAUGUAAUUGGAGUUUUGGAAGCCCAUGAGGUCAGCCUAAACGGAACAAAAGCAUUGGACCUUGUCUCAGCCUCCUUUGCCGCCACCAAGCGAUUUGCAUGUGUAAACUGCGGAAAACGCAGUCACUGCUCCUCUGACUGCAAAAAGACAAAAAACCACGGUAAAGCUAAAGCUGGUGCUGUCACCACAGUCAAGCUGGGCGGUUAUGACUCCGUUUCUUUUGACAAUGAAGAUGAAAUCAAUAAAUUAGUUUCUAUGCCUACCUUUUGGAUCAUCUACUACAUCUAG